Molecule: messenger RNA, 725 nt
Organism: Astrephomene gubernaculifera
Lineage: Eukaryota; Viridiplantae; Chlorophyta; Chlorophyceae; Chlamydomonadales; Astrephomenaceae
Source: the annotation of a GenBank genome assembly
CCGGCCGUGUACGACACCCAGCCGCACUUCAUCACGGUGUACGACAUGCAGAGCGGCGGAGUGACGUGGCAGUUGCCGCUGACACCGGGGCCUGAUGCUCUGCAGCCGCCGCGAGCACCGCUACCGCCACUGCUGGCGCCGCUGCCAGGGGCGCCAAGGGCGGCGGCGGUAGGGACAGGGACAGGAACAGCGGGUCAGGUGACCCAGGGGUCGUUGUCGGCUGCGGAGCAAGCGGUGGCGUUGCAGGGCCUGGCGCGCGGCGGCGUUGUGGCGAUGCAGUUCAGCCCUCAGGCGGACCACCUAGCCGCACUGGUGCUGCCCGGCUACUGCCCCCACCACCACGGCAGCCCCGCCAGCUGUCCGCCCGCCAGCUGCCACCCCGCGGCGCUGCUGGUGUUUCCGCUGCGGCUGCCCUGGGGCGAGCAGCUGCGCAGGCGCCUGCCGGGGGGAGGCGGAGGAGCAGGGGCGGGAGGAGGUGGAGGGGCGGCAGGAGGGGCGGGCUUGCGGCCUGCGCUGAUGGUGCAGCCGUGCCGCUGCUGGCUGCUGCCGGGGCUGAGGGAGCUGCUGCGGCAGCGGCGGCAGCAGGCAAGGCAGGAGGAGAGGCAGAAGCAGGUGGAGGAGCAGGACGAGGAGCAGCGAGAAGAGGAGAAGAGGGUGGAGGAGCACGCAAGGCAGCAGGAGUGUAACCAACUGCAGGAGGAGGGGAGUGGCAUGGCUAGGGCUGG